Petromyzon marinus (sea lamprey) is the source of this 2768-nucleotide messenger RNA. RefSeq names its product mitochondrial ribosomal protein L11 (gene MRPL11). Gene Ontology annotation, cellular component: mitochondrial large ribosomal subunit; ribosome. Gene Ontology annotation, biological process: translation. The record is from RefSeq and is a predicted model, not a curated record. Gene Ontology annotation, molecular function: large ribosomal subunit rRNA binding; structural constituent of ribosome. NCBI's taxonomy places the organism in Eukaryota, Metazoa, Chordata, Hyperoartia, Petromyzontiformes, Petromyzontidae.
CGUAUUUUUUUUACAUCCAAACACAGCAGUUUUAAUAUUUCACAAAAAAAAAUUGCCGGAAGUUGUAUCGGUUGCGAGGUCGCGCGCCAACGUGAGGCGCCGUGACCCAGUAUGGCGGCGCCCAGGCGGUGCGUGAUCGUGCAGUGGCGCUGAGCGGCGGAGUGGCGAGAGUUUGCGACGACCUAUUAACACGAGGCGAGGUGAAGCAUUGCAAUUGCAUUAGCGCUAACAGCCCCAUUUGCAGGGGCGUAACUGGUGGACCUCCUGACGUGUCGCUAACCUUUUCGCCGGGACCUCCGAGGAUGUCGAAGGUGACGAAGAUGGGGAAGGCGGCCAAGGCCAUGAAGAAGGUGGAGCACAAUAAGACUAUCCGCACAAUCAUCCGUGCCGGCCAGGCCAUUCCUGGGCCACCACUGGGACCAAUUCUGGGACAGAGAGGCAUCGCCAUUGGCCCAUUCUGCAAGAACUUCAACGAAGCAACCAAGGACAUCAAGGAGGGAAUUCCCCUGCCCAUCCGCAUCCACAUCAAGCCUGAUCGCACGUACGACCUGGAGCUUCGGCAGCCGACAACGUCAUACUUCCUCAAGGCAGCCGCCGGGAUCAAGAAAGGAGCGCGACAGACGGGCCACGAGGUGGCUGGGAAGCUGACGCUGAAGCACAUCUACGAGAUCGCGUGCAUCAAGGUGAAGGAUGAGCCGUUCCGAGUGCGCGACACCUCUGUGCUCAACGUGUGCAAGUCGCUCAUCGGCACAGCUCGCUCGCUCGGCCUGCAGGUCGUCCCCUCCCUCUCUGCUGAAGAGUACCGCGUGUUCCUGGAGGAGCGAGAAGUGUUCAUCAAGAAGAGGGAGGAGGAGGACCAGGCGGCAGCUGCUGAGGCUCUGCAGAACUUGCGCAAAAAGUAGUCCCAUGUGGACACUGACUAGAUCCCACCCAACCCAAUCUCAACUAACUUUACCAAUGUUCUGAACUGACCUUACCUGUUCUAGAUUUGAAGCUUUCGUGACUGCAAGGAUCCAUACUCUUUGGUUCUAUUCGGUAAAGUCACGUAGGUGACUUUACCGAAUUGUGGCCGAAACGUCGUGAUUUUUGUUGUUUUUAUUUUUUACCUACGUGACCUUACCUGACCUGAUCUUUGAGGCAUCCUUCCACUGACAUGACCUGAUUUAAACUGACCCUAGCUGACCUCAGCUAACCUCAACUGAAUCCACCAGACCUGUGCUCACACUGACCUGAUACAGACAUCUAGAGCUGACCUUUCACUCCCUGACGUGUGUCCUGACCUGUCUUUCCUCCAACCUGACCUCACCCAAAUAAACCUGGACUAAAAUCUAACCAGGACAAAGUAAUUUUCCCGACCUCAACCAAAGUUCACCCGACCGUAAGCCGCCCGCGGACCUGGCCUAACCCAGCCCGCCUAGCAGGGGGCCGCAUUGCGUUCGGUGGGAAUGGGUGCCGUGGUGUUUUUGCUCAGUGUUAUCGCUCCGUGCUUCCUGCAAUCGUCGUUGUCGUCCUCACUACGGAUGUAAAAUCACUCCUGCCCCGCCCCCCCCCCCCCCGUCUGACGGCCUCUCCCCCCACCCCAUGGUGUGUUGGUUGUGGGAGUUUGUUCGGCCGUGCUUCUUCACUCCGUGCGGGUUGUUGAAGGGCUGUUGGGGUGGGGGGGGGGGGCGCAGGAGCGGUUCAGAUAUCGCUCGCUGCCGACACACUGCGCUCUGGGUGCAGAGCGCAGUGUGUCAAUGGUGGCGCCACCGAAACCCGCCGUCCGCCCCCCUCCACAGUCCCCCCGGUGAAUGCUGCAGCCGUGUGUGUGUGCGCGUGUGUGUGUGCGCGUUAUCAGCAGUAGUGUCGCGGUUAGCGCGCCACGCUACGAACCCUGGCGACUCGAAUUCGAUUCCCGCUCACAGACAACAUCGGUGACGAUUAUCUGAACCGGUCCAGGGCAUCCCCUCGGUCGAACUCGCCAUUAAAUGAGUACCUGGUGCAGUGUGUAAACAUCGCCACUCGGGAGACAAAGGCGACCGGGCGUGGUACUGGCCACCCCCACCCCCUCGUGUGCCCUGCCUGCCUUCAUGCUACACGCUAACAGCGCUUGCCCCAACAGUCUGUUAAGGUUACACGGGGGAUCUUUGUCUAUCAGCGCCCAGGUCAUUUUGUACGCAAGCAGUUGCGCUUCCGCGGUGGCGGAGUUGGUCGUGACGUUUUGAAGCGGAUGUGAACGUUCAUCGCAAAACCCAAAACAAAUAAACGUUUUCGACUCCUACGGACGGAGGUGGGCGGGUGGCUCCGGGUGGGAGGCACCGCGGGCAGCAGACGCCGAGCCGGCACUGCUGGGGGGCAUGGGUUCAAAUCCAGGUUCUCGUCGCCCGAUCACUGAACUCGGUCGUCAAGCGUAGUAGCGAGUUGAUGAGGGUCCUCAACUCGGUCACCACCAAUGACUGCACACACACACACACAAAAUAAUCAAGUGCGAGUUUUUCACUUCAUUUGGCAAACUUUCAGCGCUGAGAAUUAGACAUUUUGGUUUUAUUUACAUGAAGCACUGUUUGCAGAGCAUGCAAAUAAGAAUAAAGGCCUGCAUAGUAUGAGUAAAGAGGCCGACUUAAGGGAAUUUAGUAAUUACGUGACAUCAACGUUCAAGCGCUGCUGUCUGACACGAGGUGAUAUACUGCUUGCUUGAUUGCUUACUGCCAACGUUCUAUGUAUAAUUGUAUUUGACUCAUGACAUGACACAGAUGGCACAAGUGGAAUAAACUGGGGAAAAAACUGAA